CUCGGAAGAGAAGGAGAGAUGAUGAUGAUGGUGAUGGUGACCACCUUACCUUCUCUCUCUUCUUCUUCCUACCAUCCCACUUAGGUCCACAUUCCCACCAUGACGCGGGACAUCAAGGUGACGCUGGCAGGCGAUGCCGACGUGGGCAAGUCCUCCCUGGUCACUGCCCUGGUCCGCGACUCGUGGUCCUCGUCGGUGCAGCGAGUCGUACCCGAGAUCCUCCUCCCUGCCGAUGUCACCGAGACGGGGGUGAGCACACGUAUAGUCGAUACUGCCUCUUCACCCGCACAGAGGUCACACUUGGAAUCAUCACUGCGGUCAUCGCAUGUCAUUAUCCUGGUGUACUCCAUCGAGGCACCUGCGUCUUUUGAUCGGAUACCCACCUACUGGCUCCCCUAUAUCCGCUCGUUGGGGAUCAAUGUCCCCGUGAUACUCGUGGGAAACAAGAUUGACCUCAGAACAGAGGCUAUGCUGAAUACCAACGAGGCACUCGAAGAUGAGCUCGCGCCUGUCAUGGCAGAGUUCAAGGAGGUGGAGAGUUGCAUUGAAACGAGCGUGAAAGAGGGGAUCAAUGUCAGCGAGGUAUUCUACUUUGCACAGAAGGCCGUGCUGUAUCCUACCGCUCCCCUAUAUAAUAGCACAUCUCACACGCUCAAGGAGCCGUGCGUAGACGCUCUCAAGCGCAUCUUCAAGCUCUGCGAUUCAGACAAGGACAAUCUCCUGAGCGACGACGAGCUCAACGACUUUCAGAGGAGAUGUUUCGGUGCGCCACUACAACAACAGGAGCUAGAAGGCAUCAAAGAACUCGUCCUCGCAGCGCCAGUGUCAAGUAGACCUUCCCAUCCUGACUUGAGGGAAGGCGGUGGCAGGUUGUCCACGGGAGGUCGCAGCGCUGCCUCUUCUGUCUCGGGAGCUAGCUUCAACGGCGAUACGAGCUCGAUUUACAGCAGUCAUUACCACCCUCACCUGCGGGAAGGAAAGCUUACCCUCGCUGGCUGGCUCCAUCUUCAUACCCUCUUCAUCCAACGAGGACGGUUAGAGACGACGUGGGCCGUUCUGACUUCGUAUGGCUAUUCGCAAUCUCUCACACUUUCCCCAGACUAUCUCAACCCUCCAUCAUUCUACGUCCCCUCGGACUGCUCCGUCGAGCUCUCGCCCUACGGCUACUCGUUCCUCACGGACAUCUUCGAGGUGCACGACAAGGAUCGGGACGGGGCUCUAUGCCAGGAAGAGCUGAGAGAGCUCUUUGAGACUGCUCCUGGCGGAAGACAUCCCUGGGAAGGCAGUGGAUUCCCAAAUACGACGGUGACCAACGAACAUGGGGCGGUCACACUGCAAGGCUGGCUCGCACAAUGGAGCAUGACUACAUUGCUCGACUAUAAAGUAACGCUUGCCAAUCUGGCGUACCUUGGGUAUCCCAACUUCGUACUCGGGGGAGGGAGCACAGCAGGGGGAGCCGGCCCUUCAAGUCUGGGGUCUGGCCAGUCAUCUGGCAGCGGCUCAGGCUCUUCAACACAUACAUCCUCUCCGCCCCCGACCACAACGGCCCUCAAGCUGACAAAGCGCAACACCCGUCGACUCUUUUCUCCAUCCUCCUACUAUCCAUCUUCCUCCUCCACUUCGCCCAACAACUCUACCUCCUCUACUCAAAAGAAGAAGAAGAAGAAGGGCGACCCAGCCGAGCGCUCCGUCUUUCUAGCCUACGUCGUCGGUCCUCCCGGCUCUGGAAAGAGUUCCCUUUUGCGCGCAAUGGCAGGCAAAUCAUUCCAAUCGCACUACGAGCCCACCAGCCAUACCCACUCGGUAGUGAGCGCAGUAGAGCAAGAAGGAGGGACGGAGCGCUACCUCGUCCUCCAAGAAUUCGGCUCACGCUAUGAAGGCGAUGCCCUCCGUUCUGCCAGCCGAUUAGCAAUGGCAGACGUGAUCCUCUUUGUGUGGGACUCUUCCGACACGAAUUCCUUCAGCUACAUUUCCAACCUACGUCAAAAGUACCCGGCACUCGCCGGCUUACCCAGCCUUUUUGUCGCCACAAAGGCAGAUUUGGAUUUGGCACAGCAGAGGCAUGAAGUUCAGCCGGACGUGUACUGUCGUAAGCUGGGCCUGGGGCGUUUCUCACCCAUGCACGUCUCGGUGCUCGAGGGUAUCCCCUCGACAGUCUCAGGCACAGGAGGUGACGACCUAGUAAGCGGAGUGGGCAGCGCAGCAAAUGGCGAUGUGGGCAUUGCAGGCAGGCGUGGAGGGCUCACAGAGCUGUAUUCCGUCACCUGUCUCAUUGCCCAAGACCCGCGAGGGUCAGGCGCUAUCCCCGGUGGGGGCUCAAGGAGGAGCGGUAGUGGCCUCAUGCCUGCCUCUACGGGAGGAAAAGUCGCAGCUGCUCUCGGCUUAGUUGCACUUCUGGGAUUGGCGGGGACGGGGGCGUACUUCUGGAUGGGAGCGGGAGGGGGAACCGGAGCUGGAUCUGCAUCAAGUGGAGCAGGAGGAGGAACAGGCACGGGCGCAGGGGGUGCAAGAGGUAGAAUGGGCAGUGUACCAGGUGGUGCUGGUGCUGGUAGGAUAGGUACGAGCACUACCAAGGGGUCCGGCGUGGGCGUAGGUGUAGGGACGGGAGCCCUCAAUUGGCUGCGGAAGAAGACGGAGCUGUAGAAGGUUGUUGCGGGGUAAUUGAUGCAAUGCAGUAACAUGCCACUCCUUUCCCAC
Messenger RNA from Microstroma glucosiphilum, 2697 nucleotides. RefSeq names its product P-loop containing nucleoside triphosphate hydrolase protein. Gene Ontology annotation, molecular function: GTPase activity; GTP binding; calcium ion binding. The transcript has 2 exons. Lineage: Eukaryota; Fungi; Basidiomycota; Exobasidiomycetes; Microstromatales; Microstromataceae. The record is from RefSeq and is a predicted model, not a curated record. Gene Ontology annotation, biological process: small GTPase-mediated signal transduction. Bases 100 to 2643 code for a protein of 847 amino acids.